Messenger RNA from Pseudo-nitzschia multistriata, 1410 nucleotides. The record is from the annotation of a GenBank genome assembly. NCBI's taxonomy places the organism in Eukaryota, Bacillariophyta, Bacillariophyceae, Bacillariales, Bacillariaceae.
CGCAUGCAAGCCGUAUGUMACUACUACUACAAAACARCGCAAUGCACAACGCAAAAAKAUACAAGCAACGAUCGGCAACUCGAAAUACUUUCGUCGUACUACGCCUAGUUUCCAAUUCUUACUUCUAGCUCAAACAGAGAACAGAUUUUGAAGCAAAAACGAGACAAAAUGGACGCGACCAGGAACACAGCGUUGGAUCUGAACGAAGCUGCCUUUGCUUCGGUGAAUUAUUAUUCUGACGACGAUGGAGGUUGCUCUUCCGGGUGCAAGGGCGACAAGGACGGACCCCUGCGAUUGGACGAUAUUGACAUCGAUAUUGACAUCGAUAUUGACAUUGAUAUCGAACAAGAGCAACCGCAAAAGCGAUCGCAGCCUUUUGUGCCAAGAAAGGAUACCUCUUCCCCAAGCCUGCUUUCCAAUUAUCGUUCGAGGAGAGGCUGCUACAACAACGGUAUGGGCAAGCAUUACAAAUACCUUAAGCGGGGAGGGAAAGAACGAAGAGGCUCUCCGACUGAGCUCUGUCGCAGUUUGUUGCUGUUGUUCGUUGCGAUUGGGAUACUAGCUACAGCGAUUUGGUCGAUUGUCCGUGUUGYUUUCUCUCAAAAUCUCCCAGAGGCAACGCCGGGUCCGAUUUUUUCCAUUAUUUCGCAAUCCAACCACGACAAAAACACGGGCUUCGACGUUCCGUUUGCCAAUCGACACAAUCUGCAUUUCGAUGGAAUUCUUUUUGUCACAGACGACGAGAAGCAGGAACAAAACGAAACAUUGGCCCCUUUGUCUUUUCAUGCUUACGCCAAGACGCURGAUCCCGUGACGGAACUGUGCUUUUCGCCCGGCGAGUCCAAUACUACCAAGGAAAUCAUCCUCACCACAAGCGCCCCCGAGUUGCUCAACGAACCAAAAGUCCACAGCGAUCCUUCUGCUGCCAUGGCGUCCGAGAUUGCUGUCUUGAGCAUCUUGCUGCAAUCGAACGGCGAAAUCUGGCUUCCGCAGAACACGCUGGAACGCAUAGAGGUUUCCGUGGAAACGGGGGAAUCGACGUCUGAACUUCCCCUGUCGUGGGUGAAAACCGGGGGAGCGGACGUGCUCGAUCUGAACCUGGGUCGGAGGAUCACCAAGAACAUCUACGGCUCCGGCGAUAGGUUCGUUCUGAGAAUCACAACCAAUGCCAUCGCUUUGUUCCGGAACGACGACCGAGAACUGCUCGGCUUGUGGAGGAAUCCCACCAAUCGAGCACUCAUGGGAUCCUGGGAAUCCGUGCCWCUCUACGCCCAGAUAUGGUUCCGAGAGCCGCGAUCUUCCAUGGUGGCAUACGCACAGAACGAGCUCUUGGAUUGAGUUUCUUKCGGACGCGAGAUAAGGGAAGCCUGUAACAACUUGUAACACUAGAAAUAGACUAAAUUUUAAUCC